This is a messenger RNA of Candida dubliniensis CD36, 1320 nucleotides long. RefSeq names its product Stp1p (gene STP1). Gene Ontology annotation, biological process: regulation of transcription by RNA polymerase II. Lineage: Eukaryota; Fungi; Ascomycota; Pichiomycetes; Serinales; Debaryomycetaceae. Gene Ontology annotation, molecular function: RNA polymerase II cis-regulatory region sequence-specific DNA binding; DNA-binding transcription factor activity, RNA polymerase II-specific. Gene Ontology annotation, cellular component: nucleus. The coding region runs from base 1 to 1320 and encodes 439 amino acids. The transcript has a single exon. The record is from RefSeq and is a predicted model, not a curated record.
AUGUUGAUACUUUCCAUAGGUUUAAUCAACCACACAUCAAACAAAAGUUUGUACACCAUAUCACCAAAUAAAGGGAAAAGAUACGAACCUUUUACCACGACGAGUCUUGAUAGCUUCAAAUUCCAUGUUGUCAGGUUUUUACACAGAUUGAUUUAUGGAACACAAAGAUACCAGGAAUUAUUCCCACCAAUCCAAAAGAUUAAGGAUAUCAAUAAUGUUAAGCAACAAAGAAUAUUCCCCGUGAAUUGUGCCGCAGAUGAUUUGGAUUUGGGAUUUGGUGAAUCUGAUCAAAUUGAGCUUUUUAACCACUCCUCCAAAGAUGCUUAUGGUCACCACAACUUAAUUCAAUUAAUUGACUUUUUCGACUCACCACAAGCACAUAGUUCAUCUCCAGCAGAUGAGUUUUUCAAGAGCAACAAAAUCUCCGAACAAAUCGAUAUAUUUGAUAUGAUUGGCAGACAGCCACCACCAUUACAUCACCAACAAUUAAAUAUUGAAACACCAUAUUUUGAAGACUUUGCUACACCACUUGUUUUACCGCAACAUGAAGUUUCUUCAGAUGAUGUCGAGUCUUACUUCUCACGGUCUGUUUCGACAGUUUCAUCUAUCGAACCAUUAGAUGACGAGUUUGUACCACCACCACAUCCACCAAGAGCUCACCCAUCAAGAAAAAGAAAACACGAAUCAAUUUCACCACCAAUACCAACUUCUUCAUCAUCAUCAUCCACAGCACAACUUAUACCAUCAUGCAGUUCUUCUGUAGCUUCAAGCAGUGAUUUGUCUGUAUCUCCAACCACCAAGAGAAAAUAUACCAAGAGAAGAUAUACCAAGAAAAAACAACCAGUGUUUCCAAAUCAAGAUGAACCUAUAGUUAUUACCACUACUACUAAAACAAACAAUAUUGAUGUUAAAAAAGUCACGACGACAAAAAACGGGACAAUCGAGAAUAGAUUUGACUGUCCAUCUUGUGAUGCCUCUUUCAAAGUUAAGGGAUACCUCACGAGACAUUUAAAAAAGCAUUCUACAAACAAAGCAUUCGAAUGUCCAUUUUUCGAUAAUCAUGGUGUUUAUGGCAGUAAAUGCCAUCCAACAGGUGGAUUCAGUCGAAGGGAUACUUUUAAGGUUCAUUUGAGGGCACUUCAUUUUAUUUAUCCUGCUGGUGUAAAGGCAAACCAGAGAAGCAGUUUUAGUGGACGAUGUGCUGGUUGUUUCCAAUUCUUUGAUAGCAACUCUGAAUGGUUGGAAAACCAUAUUGAAGCCGGUAAGUGUACAGGCACUGUGACAUAUAAACAGAAUGUAAGUAAUCUAUUGCUAGAUUAA